AUGAACUCCCGACAGCGCACGCAGUCGCCUAUCGUGACGGGUACGUCGGUGAUUGCACUUAAGUACAAGAGUGGUGUGAUGAUGGCGGCGGAUACACUGGGCUCGUACGGGUCGCUAGCGCGCUUCACGGACCAGCGCCGGCUCACCGCCGUGCACAACACGACGCUGCUGGGCGCCGGCGGCGACUUUAGCGACUUCCAGUUCAUCAAGGACAAGAUGGACGAGCUUGAGGUGUACGACUUUAACGAGGACGACGGAUGUGACACCACAGCGCCCGAGAUCUAUCACUACCUGCAGCGCCUGCUCUACCACCGCCGCAACAAGUUUGACCCACUUUGGAACACCGUCGUGGUGGGUGGCCUCAACCCGGAGACGGGUAAGCCCUUCUUGGGUCAGAUUACCAUGAUUGGUUUGGCUUUUGAGGGCGACUACGUUGCUACGGGCUUCGGCCACCACCUAGGAAUGCCUCUGCUGCGAAAGCACUGGCGACCCAACAUGGAGGAGGCUGAUGCGCGCAAUCUGCUUGAGGACUGCAUGCGCGUAUGCUUCUACCGUGACUGCCGCACAAUUAACCGCGUGCAGUUCGCUAAGGUCGAGGCUGACGGCAUCACCAUCCCGGAACCUAUCAAGAUGGACACCAAAUGGGACUACUCGCAGUUCGUCAAGACUAAGUCGGAGGUCGGGUCCUCGUGGUAA
This is a messenger RNA of Phytophthora infestans T30-4, 696 nucleotides long. Its product is annotated as proteasome subunit beta, putative. Gene Ontology annotation, cellular component: proteasome core complex. The record is from RefSeq and is a predicted model, not a curated record. NCBI's taxonomy places the organism in Eukaryota, Oomycota, Peronosporomycetes, Peronosporales, Peronosporaceae. Bases 1 to 696 code for a protein of 231 amino acids. The transcript has a single exon.